AGGCUCCGCCCCUCAGAGCUGCGGAUCCGCCCUUCUCUGCUGGAGUCUACGACUCUACCAGGCCCCGCCUUAAGGCAGUACCGCGUGACAGACACGGGCGCGAAAGAGCUGGGAGGGUGCGCUUGGAGACCGCAUGGCGACCCUCGGAACCCCUGCCCACUGGACUGCACCGUUGGAGCCACUGUCUGCUGAAACCCAUCUCGGGCUCCUGAAGUUGCAGCUGAGCGCGUAGCUCUGACGUAGAGAGGCGGCCUUGCAUGCAGGAGGGUUCAAUUCAUGCACCACGAGAAACCGAAAACCCACAGGGGAUAAAAUUUCGUUGCGCAGUGCAACUCCGGAAGAGUCCAUGGUCGGCCCCCACGCCCGCGCUCACUCUGCGCGCGCACACGGUUCGCCAAGCUCCACAGGGAGGUCCACAUCCGGGGCUCUGUGGCCGCCGCACGGUUGCCAUGGCAGCAGGGCGGCUGGCAGACCGCCCACGCUGAGGGCCGAUCUCGCAGAGCCCAGGAGGCCGCGCAGCGCCGCCACUAUGAGUCUGGACACCGCGGAGCUGGCUUCCGAGACGGGCGAUGACAGUCUGUCCGCAAUUACCUUCGAUUCCGACUUUGAGACGAAAACAAAAAGAAAAGAUUUUCACAAACCUCCUCCCACAUCACCGAAGUCACCUUACUACUCCAAGCCCAGAAAAGCGACAUCCUGGCGGUCUCUGAAGACAGCAGGGAGCAUGCCUCUGAGCAGCAGAAUGUCCUUGACCCCCCAGAAGCUGUGGCUGGGAGCCUCGAAACCGGGUCACGUCUCUGGGACUUGUGUCUACAGAGAGAAGGAGGACAUGUAUGAUGAGAUCAUGGAGCUGAAGAAGUCCUUACAUAUGCAGAAGAGCGAUGUGGAUCUGAUGAGAACAAAGCUUCGGCGCUUGGAAGAGGAGAACAGCAGAAAGGAUCGGCAGAUAGAACAGCUUUUGGAUCCAGGUCGAGGCCCAGACUUCGUUCGAACCCUGGCCGAGAAAAAGCCCGACACUGGUUGGGUCAUCACCGGGCUCAAGCAAAGGAUCUUCAGGCUGGAGCAGCAGUGCAAGGAAAAGGACAACACCAUCAACAAACUGCAGACCGACAUGAAGACCACCAACCUGGAGGAGAUGCGCAUCGCCAUGGAGACAUACUAUGAAGAGAUCCAUCGUCUGCAGACCCUCCUGGCCAGUUCUGAAGCCACAGGAAAGAAGCCCAUAUUGGAGAAGAAGAUGGGUAUGAAGAGGCAGAAGAAGAUGAGCAGCGCCCUGCUGAACUUGACCCGGAGUGUGCAGGAGCUGACAGAGGAGAACCAGAGCCUGAAGGAGGACCUGGACCGCAUGCUGAGCAAUUCUCCCACUGUCUCCAAAAUAAAGGGUUACGUGGACUGGAGCAAGCCCCGGCUGCUGAGACGCAUCGCAGAGUUGGAAAAGAAAAUGAGUUCUUCAGAAAGCCCAAAGCCGUCUGCUUCAGCUUUGGUCAAGCCAAAUCCCCUGGUCCGCUCCUCAUCCAAUAUCUCAGUGCAAAAGCAGUUGAAAGAGGACCAGUCCAAAGAGGACCAGCCCAAAGAGGAGGAUCCGUCUGAGGACCAGGAGCAUCUCCAAGGAACCGUGAGCAUCCUGAAGGGGGAGAGGAGCGCACUGGAGGCACAGCUGUUGGAGAAGGGCGUGGAGAUGAAUAAGCUGCUACAGGCCAAGAUCGACUUGGAGAAGGAGCUGGAGAUGGCCAGGGAGGGCGAGAAGGAGAGACAGGAGCAGGAGCAGGCUUUGAGAGAGGAAAUCGAAGCCCUCACCGCCAAGUGUCAAGAACUGGAAGAAGCUAAGAGACAAGAGAGAGACUCCACCACAGCAGGCACUCAUGAGGCUCACCUAGAGCUCCAUGUACCAUCACCCUGCAGCAGCAGGCACUCCAAGCCAGACAACGACAAUGAGCCCAAUUCCCACAACAGUGCCAGCAAGGGAGGUGGUUCCCAGCCCCCAUCCCCGUGCUCUGAAGAGAGGAGAGAGGCCGCCAUCAGAACCCUGCAGGCCCAGUGGAAGGCCCACAGACACAAGAAAAGAAAAGCAGCUUUGGAUGAGGCAGCAACUGUGCUCCAGGCGGCCUUCAGGGGACACCUAGCUCGUUCAAAGCUGUUACGCAGCAAAGGCCCAGACUCCAGGCCUCCCAGCCUGCCGGGCCCUCCCAACCAGCUGCAGAGCUCUCCCACACCCCGUGUCCCAAGCCCCGUCACCCCGCCUGAAGACAGCCCAGCACAAGAGGAGGCCAUCGUUGUUAUCCAGUCCAUCCUCCGGGGAUACCUGGCCCAGGCCAGGUUCAUUGCCAAGUGCUGCCGAGGGAUCGCCGCCUCUCAGAGGGAAGCUGUCUCAUCCCCGCCCUCCGGAUCCGUCUCCCCACCCUCCCUAGCAGCUUCUCCUGGGAAGGGCAUCGAGGAGAGCUGUGGGAAGGCUGCCGAGGCCGAAGAGGAGGCUGAAGAGGAGGCAGACGAGCCAGCAGCCCUGCAGCUCUAUUCAGGAGCAAUAAGAGUGGCGCUCUGUGCCAAGGAGGAGCUGAAAGAGGCCGCUGCUGUUGAUCCUGCCCCCUCCUCACAGCCCUCAGUUCCUGCCUCCCCGCAGGGUGGCCGUUGGGACUGUCUGUCCCCAUCCGGUCUGGAGGCUGUGCCUCGGUCCAGUGUGAAGGAUGUGUUGUGCUUGGAUGUGUGCGACGGAAGGAGCAGCAGUGCCGGAAGUGCUCAGCCAUCCCUGGUGGCGUCCUCUUCCUCAGGACUGCAGCCCCUGUCGCCACCACCUGUGGAGGAUGUCAGCUCCGAUGACUCAGAUGACAUUAUCUUUUCACCAUUUCUGCCCAGGAAGAAAAGCCCCUCCCCAUUCUAGGACCCCAGUCAUUGCCUCCUGGUGAGGUGGCUGUGGGGACAGGUUAGAGGACUCGCUAACUGAAUUUGAGAAGAUGACCUAUCUUGCUAGGGAAAGAGCCCCGCCUCGGGAACACCUCA
This is a messenger RNA of Peromyscus eremicus (cactus mouse), 2994 nucleotides long. It is a transcript of the gene Iqce, whose product is annotated as IQ motif containing E. Gene Ontology annotation, molecular function: protein binding. Lineage: Eukaryota; Metazoa; Chordata; Mammalia; Rodentia; Cricetidae. The transcript has 24 exons. The record is from RefSeq and is a predicted model, not a curated record. The coding region runs from base 347 to 2875 and encodes 842 amino acids.